This is a messenger RNA of Impatiens glandulifera, 735 nucleotides long. Its product is annotated as transcription factor bHLH162-like. The coding region runs from base 6 to 557 and encodes 183 amino acids. Lineage: Eukaryota; Viridiplantae; Streptophyta; Magnoliopsida; Ericales; Balsaminaceae. Gene Ontology annotation, biological process: regulation of transcription by RNA polymerase II. The record is from RefSeq and is a predicted model, not a curated record. Gene Ontology annotation, cellular component: RNA polymerase II transcription regulator complex. The transcript is spliced from 3 exons. Gene Ontology annotation, molecular function: protein dimerization activity; DNA-binding transcription factor activity, RNA polymerase II-specific; RNA polymerase II transcription regulatory region sequence-specific DNA binding.
CAAAUAUGGAUCGUCGUCAAAUUAUCCAUCCAAGUUCUUCAACACUCGACAGAAAGAUCAUUGAAAGAAACAGAAGAAAUCAGAUGAAGAUUCUCUAUUCUCAGCUCAAUUCUCUUAUUUCCCAACAAUCAUCCUCUUAUAAGAAUACAAUGGCACUGACGGAUCAGCUUGAUGAGGCUACAAAGUACAUAAAGAUGAUGCAAACAAACAUUGAGGAAUUGAAGAAGAAAAGGGACAAUCUAAUGGGGGUUAAUAAUAAUAAUAAUAGCUCCUCCUCGUCCAGGGCGGUUGAGGUCCGAUCACCACCACAGAUUGAGAUUCGUGACCUAGGGUCGGCAUUGGAUGUGACUUUGACCACAGGCUUAGAUUAUCAUUUCAUGUUUAAUGAAAUCAUUCGUGUGAUCCAUGAAGAGGGUCUUGAAGUGGUGAAUGCUAGCUUUUCAGUUGUUGAUGGAACAGUUUUCCAUAUGAUUCACUCAAAGGUUGGAGAGAUUGAUCAAAUAGAGUCGUCUGGUGUUGCAAGGGUAAAUGAGAGGCUAAAGAAAUUUUUUCUUUAAUAUCUACAUUUAAUUUUGUUGGUAAUUAUUCAUGUCAAAUGUUUUAUGUCUUAUUUUGGAAUAUUAACACUUCUUAUUUAUGUUUAGGAGAUUAAAAACAUUCAUUGUUAUUAAUGUUAUGUAUCUUUUUUUUAUAUGAGUUAUAACUUGUAAUUUUUUUUAUGGAUUUUCACCAUCU